Molecule: messenger RNA, 4955 nt
Organism: Branchiostoma floridae (Florida lancelet)
Lineage: Eukaryota; Metazoa; Chordata; Leptocardii; Amphioxiformes; Branchiostomatidae
Product: splicing factor, suppressor of white-apricot homolog
Exons: 15
Coding region: 489-3179 (896 amino acids)
Biological process (GO): mRNA 5'-splice site recognition; RNA processing
Molecular function (GO): RNA binding
Source: RefSeq, a predicted model, not a curated record
AGGAGACCAUCUUUUGACCUCUAUUCCUCCUCACGCUCUAUUAUUCACUAAAAGGGUUAACUAUACUAAUUAACCAGGUAUAAAUCAAGCUGUACCAGUUUAACGAUUCGUCAUGCUUGGCGUGCUUUUGCAUGAAAAUAGCCUGAAGAAAAGUUUCAAACCCUCUUGGAGCCUUACUCAGUUUUUCCGCUCUCAGCAGCUGAUUGAUGGAAAAUUCCACUAUAGGGGCGUCAACGAUUACGUUACGGGUAUGGUCAGCCUUCACUUCCAUGUUAUUCCCACGCCAAUUAAAAUCUUACACAUUUCAUUCCACGUAGAUAUUAUCAAGCAAGAAUGUAGCUAUAGUCUCAUGUGUUUUGAUUGUGUUGGGUUAGCGAAAGUUAUAAACUGUUAGGAAAGUUCACCCCCGGACAAUAAUGGUACAGUCCAGAAUCAAAAUGCCGCCAUGUUGAUGGCAUCACCCCUGUGGAAGCGGGAGCGGAUAAACAAUGGCCCUGAAGAAACCAGUGCCGGUCCAGACCUCUUCUUCCUACCGCCAGUCCCGCAAGAUCGCCAGACAAGAAGAUGAGGAGAAGCAGGAGGAGCUGCUGGUGUUCGGCUACGCCGCCAAGCUGUUCCGGGACGACGAGAAGGCCCGGUACCUGGACCGGGGGAAGCACCUCAUCCCGUGGAUGGGCGACACUGGUGUGAUGAUCGACAGGUAUGAUGGACGGGGACACUUACAUGACCUUUCACAAUAUGAAGGGGAAUGGUUCUCCAAGCACAAACUGUCGGAGGAAGAAGCCAGAAUCGAAGCCCUGUGCGACGAGGAACGAUACCUUGCACUACACAAAGACCUUCUAGAGGAAGAGGCUCGUCAAGAGGAGGAACAGAAGAGGCUGUAUGAGGCGUUACAAGAGGACAAUUCCUACCACUUCACACCAUACCAGUAUGAAGAGACGACUGGCUAUGAAGAAUACGACCCCACACAGCCAACUGAAGAUGAAGAGGGCCAGCCAGAAGGUCCAGAAGAGAAGCCAGAGGAAGACCCUGCAGAGGAGCCCUUUAUUGCCCCUCCGGAGUUACAGGUCCCCCCACAGAUGGAAAUGCCAGCUACAGUAAAAAUGCACCAGAUUAUCGAGAGGACGGCAACCUUCAUCAGUUCCCAAGGGACGCAGAUGGAGAUCGUGCUGAAGGCAAAGCAGCAUGGGAAUUCUCAGUUUGACUUCUUGACUUUUGAUCACUACCUGAACCCCUACUACAAGCACAUGGUCAAGAUGAUCAAGGAUGGCAAAUAUACUCCAAAGAAGAGUGAAGAAACCAAAGAAAAUAAGGAGCCAAAUAGAGAAUCCCCGGUUGCCACAGCAACGAAAGAGUCACGCCCUGGCCAGGACAUGACUGAUGACAGUGACGAGGAAGAUGACUUAGACGGCAGCGGAUACCUGCAUCCCAGCUUGUUUGCUCCAAAGAGAACGCGACCACUGGCCAGCACGACGAAGACGAUAGCCACGGGAUACAGAGGAACAGGUCCGCUGUCCGCCUCGACUGCUGCUGCUUCACAUCUGACGGGACAGUCACAACACUUGCCUCCAGCUACUACCUCGCACAGUUCAGCAGAAGCUCCAGCCUACCAAGGACCAAUGGGCCUGAUGGUUCCCCCUCCCCCUCCCCCUGGGGUCAUGUCUGUGGAAGGUAUUCCACCACCACCCCCUCCCCCUCCACCUUUCCUGGCUUUCCACCCCGAUGCGAGCUAUGCACCACCCCCUCCCCCCGGAGUGGAGCCAGUCACCACCACCCCCUUCCCCCUGCCUCCCCCUCCCGGGAUGCCGCUGACUUGUGCCGCCAGCCUGCUGCCCCCUCCUCCCCCACCCCCUGGGGAGGACACCAGACCAGGGACAGGGGGCUCUGUGGUCACUUCUGCUGGCACAGUAAAAGAGGAACCUUUGCUGCAAUCUUCUGCACUUCCAACAUUCCCAAACAUCGUUCCACCUCCGCCAGACAUCCAGCCAAUCAUCGACAAGCUUGCCAAGUAUGUUGCAAAAAAUGGGGACGAGUUUGAAACGACGGUUCGCGCUAAGAAUGACCCCAGAUUCGAGUUCCUGCUUCCAUGGCAUGUCCACAAUCCCUACUAUGAAUUCAAGAAGCUCCUGUAUAGACAGGAGUUGGCAGGGGAGAACAUCCCUGUCACUAUGUCCAAAAAAACUGUGACGGAGGACGGGGUCACCACCAUGACAACAGAAAGGACCACACUGGCUGCAGCAACCAAAGGAAAGAUUGGUCCUGUUAGUUUCUCAAUAAAAGCCAAGGAGCCCGAGACGGUGCCCCUGGAGUCCAAAAGUGCCCUCCCAGCCGACGACAGCGACGAUGACUACGCAGACGAGUUUGCUGAGAUGGAGGCGGCGUGCGUGCCGCUGGAGGCCACCAGACUACAGCAGGACGAGGUGCCUCAGGAGGAACUGGCAGAAGACAGACCAAUCAGACCUCAGCUUACUCCAGAGGAGGUGGCAGCCAAGGAAGCCAAAGAGAGGCUUGAGAAAAAGCUGGCAGUGGCUGCACGAGAGAAACUUGCAGCGACCAAUCGAGAGCGGCAACUACAGCAAGAACGGAAGAGACGGGCCGCCCUGUUUAUUAGCAUGCUCAAAACUACCCCAUCAGCAACUGUCAGUAAAGCUCCAGGCACAGCCACUACAGAAGAGGAGUUGGCUGCACAGGCUUAUGCAGAGGUGUUAUCUGAGGAGGCUGCAGCGGGACAGGGAACGAUGUCGCCCCACUCCAGGUCCCUCUCUCCUCACAACAAACCAUCACGGUCACCACCUAGUGCCUACAAAGUUUCCAGUAGUGGCAGUAGCAGGAAGAAAUAUAGGUCUCGAUCCAGAUCCAGAUCCAAGUCCCCUCAUCGCAAGAGACAGAGGAGUUCCACACCAGAAUACAGACUCAGGGACUUACCCAAGGUCAAGCAGAAGACAAGGUCACGGUCAAGAUCUCCCAAAUGGAAGGAAAUCAACACAGCCAGGCCGACCAGGUCUGAGAGCCCCAUCUUUAGUGAUAGAGAAGAAAGUUCCACAGCAAGCCCCAAGGUUCCUUCUGCGCAAGGUCUGCCAACAGGAAACGGGAAUGGAGCUAGUACUUCCGUUCAAGUUAGUGAUGAUCUCAGGGCGAAGAUACGUGCAAUGUUAGCAGCCAGCAAGCCUCCGUCAUAACAGUCGCCCAUUGCACCUGAACAUAGCUGUCCAUCACUCGCUCUUCAACAUCUCAGGAACUGCUGUCACCGCUCCACGCAUAGCAACCACAAGGAACAAGGCCUCUUCUGCUUCUCAUUUCCAUUUCUGAAUUUUGUUACCAAGUGCCAUGGACUGAAUAUAGACAUUAAUCACAUGCUGCCUGCUAUACAGUGCAGUAAUGCUGUGUUGUAAUGGUGCAACAGAGUUGAGUGAUUGUACAAAAUGUAAGGCUGGAACAGAGGAAACAUUUUAUGGUGUUUCUAUGAGUUUUUACUAACGAUGGAUAAGUUUUACUACAUUUGAAAUUGUGGCCAUGCACAACACCAGUUAUUACUGCACUGUAGGUGGGGUCUUCUAUUCAGUCUAAAGCUAGGUUACACUUUCAGCCCUUUCUGUUCUUCAUGCCAUUCUUAUUUGAGAUGUUAGGUUAUGUUUAUCUCUUUUUUUUCAUUCACAUGUCUAGGUUUAUGUAACAUUUCCAAGUAUGAAACUGGGGAGCUAUGUGAUAGGUCUCUGGUCAAAUGGCACAAAGUUUCCAGACAAUUUUGGCAGGUCUAUGCCUUGAUGCACACAGUUUUAGUCAGGUAAAAAUUUUCCUUACAGCUUAUUCAUUUGGCAUCUUGCCUUCUACUAUACUUCAAAAUGUCAAGGAAACACAGAGAUAAAUUGGUGUGGCCUGUUGUAUCCUUCCACAGAUAGUCAAACACUUUUUUUAUGUUCAACUUAAAGAGCUAUCCUUAAAAGGAAAAAAAACGGGUAAGGUUGGGGCACAACACAUGUCAGGGUGGGAAUAUAUGCAAUGGGAGCUGAUCUUUUUUAAACACAUGUAUAUAGACUAUAAUAGAGUAAGACAGUUAAACAUACAGUAGUCUCAUUGUGCCCCCCUCCCCCAUUUUUUUCUUUUUAAAGUAUGAUGGGAACACAUUUAUUGAAAUCCGUAUCAAUACAUCUGUCAGUGCAGACAUAUGAACGAGAGGGUGUGGGUACCAAGGAACUUCAUUAUCGUAUCUGAAAUGACAACAAAAGAACUUUUAGAUCCAUAUGGAAGGUGUAAUAUGCGACUUGAAAACCGGACUCUAGAUUGGUAUGGCCCGAAUGAGAUCCACUUGUGCAGUGUUGAAACUACCUCAGAAUACUUGAUGAGCCAAAGAUUGACUAAUUGACCCCAAAGCGGUGGUGCUUAUCAUGUGGUUCUCCUCCCCCUCUCCCUGCCUGAUAUUGACAGGUUCAUAAAUUACAUUACAUUUGUUUGUUAGCAGAACGGUUUGCCUCAACUUGCCUGUAUUCCUGCUAUUGCUAACAAAUCCAUGACAGUGCAGAAGAAAAAUAGAAGCAAAAAAAAAAUUCUCAACAGUAACUAACUUAUAUCAUUAACAUGUGUCCUUGUACUGAAAGUUCACCCAGUCAUAGUUUGUUUGCUGUGAUUACUUUUGUUCAGCACUAUUUCAGUGAAAAACAUCACGCAUGUAGAUGCAAUGUAUGUGUGAACAGGUCCUUGCCACCUAUUUACAAUGAAUGUAAUGAAGUAAAAGAAAGUAAAUGAAUAACAACUGCUGAAAAGGUCCUUAGUAAUGUGCACCUCUAAGGGGAGGGUUUUAGAUUACGGUGAUGUUACCAAAACAUAUCAGACUGAGGGUCUAAUUUUCUAAGUGAUAGAGCACUCAUAAUGCAGAAUCCCUAAUACUUUUAUUCAGUAAAAUGUUAAUCUACAGUAUGUUCAGUCAACUUGAUCAGUGAAAAACAAUUCUGCACUGU